AUGACAAAUCUAUUAAAUAUACAAUUAGCACCAUUAAAUGUGCCAUUUAUAAGAAGACGUCAGACAACAGCCGUUCUUCUGUGGUUUAUCUCUUUGCCAGUAACUUUGUGUGUUUUUUUUAUAUUGUGUACUACAAUUUUCUUUUGGCCCUGGAUCAUUGCAUAUUCGUUAUUUGCAUUAUUUGAUAUCGCACCAGAAAACGGAGGUCGAAGAUUUUCAUUUGCUAGAAAGGCAGCUUUUUGGAAAUGGUAUGCUUCAUAUUUUCCAAUAACACUAAUUAAGGAAGCAGAUCUAGAUGCAUCGAAAAAUUAUAUAUUUGGCUAUCAUCCUCAUGGUGUAAUAUCUGUUGGUGCUUGGACAAAUUUUGGCACUGAAGCCAAUGAUUUUUCAAAAAAAUUUCCGGGAAUUACAUGUCGUUUAUUAACACUCGCGUCAAAUUUUAACCUUCCAUUUUAUCGAGAAUAUUUAAUGGCCCAAGGUUUGGCGUCUGUAUCACGUCAAUCUUGUGAAAAUAUUUUACGAAAAGGACCAGGCCAUUCGAUUAUAAUCGUAGUUGGUGGUGCGGGUGAAAGUUUAAACGCGCGUCCUGGAGUUUAUGAUUUAGUUUUGAAAAGAAGAUUGGGAUUUAUCAAAUUAGCUAUUCGUAAUGGUGCAUGUUUAUGCCCUGUAUUUUCAUUUGGUGAAAAUGAUAUAUGGGAACAAGCUGAUAAUCCCAAAGGUAGUAAUGUUUGGAAGUUUCAAAAAACAUUACAAAAAUUGUCAGGUUGGACGAUGCCUAUCUUUCACGGGCGUGGUAUAUUUAAUUAUGAUGUUGGAAUUCUUCCCCAUAGGAGACCUAUUACUACAAUUGUCGGAAGACCUAUCGAAGUUAAAAAGAUCGAAAAUCCAACAGAAGAAGAUUUGCUCGAAGUGCAAAAGAAAUAUAUUGACGAAUUAUAUAAUAUUUGGAAUACGUACAAAGAUAAAUAUGCUAAAAAUAGAGUAAGAGAGUUAACUCUUAUAGAGUUGAUUAAUAUAUGGUAUCAAUGUUACUUUGACCAUCUUCAUUUGUGUAAUCGAUUACCAUUACGACUUGAUGUCGCUGAAGAUAUUGAAAAUGAUCGUGAG
Cetraspora pellucida is the source of this 1107-nucleotide messenger RNA. NCBI's taxonomy places the organism in Eukaryota, Fungi, Glomeromycota, Glomeromycetes, Diversisporales, Gigasporaceae. The record is from the annotation of a GenBank genome assembly.